Molecule: messenger RNA, 1101 nt
Organism: Besnoitia besnoiti
Lineage: Eukaryota; Apicomplexa; Conoidasida; Eucoccidiorida; Sarcocystidae
Product: SAG-related sequence
Exons: 1
Coding region: 1-1101 (366 amino acids)
Cellular component (GO): membrane
Source: RefSeq, a predicted model, not a curated record
AUGAAUACGAGAGGACUUUACCGUAACAGUGCGGCCGUCGGUGACCCCGGAGCCGAAGCGGGACCCGGCGCAGGUGGGGUGGCGAGUCAGCAGAUAUGCAAGGAAGAUAGUAGUGGCGCUACAAUUUGCAAGUGCCCCUCACAGCAAACUGAAGAGCACGGAAUCCGGCGAGACCUGAAUGGAGGCAGCCUCGAGGGGAAGCCUGCGUCUGCUGAAGUCGUGUUAGCCGGAGAUGCCAACACAGUGACGCUCGUGUGCACCGAGACCGACCCCGUUGUGCCGUCAUCAUUGCUUACGAACAACAAGGUGUGCCCCAAGGACAGUACCCUUUCCGAGUGCAACGCAGAUAAGCAACCGAAGUGCGCCGUUAGCAUACACGACUUCCUCCACGGCGAAGGGAUUAGCGCCGUGAAAUGGCAAAAAAGCCCUUCCUCGACGGAGUAUACGUUAUCGGUGCCCGGUUCGGCCGCCCCUCUGUCCGACAAGUUUUUCUGGGUCGGCUGCUCCUCCUCAAAACAGGACAGUGUAGACGAAUCACUGUGCAAAAUCAAUGUGACUCUCAACGCAAGGGAAUCGAGAACAAUCAAGGGCAAUGUUGUCCAAUGUGCGUACGGAGCAAACAGCAAUGACAACGGACCGCAGAAAGUGACCCUGUCGCCCAAAGCGAACAGCCUGACUCUCAUCUGCGGCUCGGAAGGAGCAAUCCAGCCCACAAAAUAUGACGAACACUACUGCAGUGGAAAUGUGAAGGACGACUGCUCCGGUGCUUACAAGACCGUGCUUCCUGAUUUCGAAAAGGAAUGGUGGACGGCGACACCCAGCACGUCCGACAAGACUCAAUACAAAUUGGUGAUUCCGGAGGAUAAGUUCCCCGACAACAAACAGCAGAUUUUGCUUGGAUGCAGGUCUUCGGCUGUCCUGCCGGCUUCUCGGGUUUCGCCUGACUCGACUCAAUCUGCCGGACCGACUUCAUGUGUGGUCGACGUCACAAUUGCGGCCGCCGCCUCGUCGUCUUCUGCAGCUGCCCACGACUGGUUUGUGACUUUUUCUGUCUCCAGCGUCAGCGUUUUUGUCAUUGGUGCUUUUUCUGCUGUACACUAG